GGGAAACAUCUUUCCUGUGAUUGAUUUUAAGGCUGUUGGAAAACCUGGUUUGCAAAGGGCUGAAGCGAAGGGUCUAAGCAAUUCCUGCUCCAAUGAGGAUCGUGAAUUCCGGGUUUUGCUCCACGAAAUCUACACGGGUAGUAGUCGGAGUUUAACAAAGGAAGAGGGAAGCCAAGGGGAAAGUACCUUUAAAAAAGGGAGGGGAGUAGGGAUAAGUGCCAGAUCAUUAUAGAGGACCAAGACAUUUGAAUUUCUGUAACAGAAAAAGAUUGGAAUUCCUAUCUUCCGCAUCUUUGGGCUGACUGGCAUCAAUAAUAAAGAGAAAGAUGAAGCCCGGCAAGUCUUUUGGUCUCAGAAAUGUCCAGAGAACUACUGCGUAGCCCUCCAUUUUCCAUCUUGAUACAAACAUAGGAUUAUAUGAAUACAGACACCAGGUUGAAGUCCCAUUUCUCAAUGAAUAGAGGCAGGGGGAGAUCAUUACUAUGAAGCUGAAUGAGCGCAGUGUGGCCCAUUAUGCCACAUGUGACUCUCCUGCAGACCAUACUGGUUUCUUGUGCAAGCGUGUGGAGCGCCACCAUCACACCAUCUCCUACCAGCGCCGCUGGUUCAUCCUCAAGGGCAACUUGCUGUUCUACUUUGAAGAGCGGGAGAGCCGUGACCCCCUGGGGCUCAUUGUGUUGGAGGGCUGCACUGUGGAGCUCUGUGAGGCUGCAGAGGAGUUUGCUUUUGCCAUCCAUUUUGAUGGGUCUGGUGCCAAGGCCUAUGUGCUGGUUGCUGACUGCCAAAUGGCUAUGGAAGCUUGGGUGAAGGCACUUUCACGGGCCAGCUUUGAUUACAUGAGGCUAGUGGUUAAGGAACUAGAGAAACAACUGGAGGAGGCCCGGAAGAACUUGGUUGUGAGCCAUAAAUUUCCAAAGAAGUCAUCUUCUGGCCGAAAGAGACAUCUCUCCAACCCCACAAUGGUCCCUGUCCAGGAGCACCCUGCCAUCACGGAGAAUGGUUAUGCUACAUGGGGUGAUGGUCAGUCCCUUGGUGCAGGGGUUUCUUUUGACCACGAUGGGGGAUAUUUAAAGCCCCCACCCCUACCUCCUCGGCGAAGACCAGCAGGCAGCAGCAUGGGUGGAGUGUUGCCUGCUGGCCUUGCCUCAACUGCACAGGAAAGUCCCGUGUCUCCAGAGACAGCCUGUUUCUCAAAGUUGCAUGAUUGGUAUGGUCAGGAGAUUGCUGAUGUGAGGAGGGAAUGGUUGGAAAGCCAGAAAAAAGUGGAAAUGUGAACAUGGGAGCCACAAAGUGAUUGUUUGUCAAGCAACAGAGAAUAAUACAUUAAUAAUGGUCUGGCUGCACUUUCUGGAUUGAUCUUUGAACCAAGAAAAUCAUCACAGAUGGCCUGUAUUGCUUUCUGGAACCCUGUGAUCCAUUGCAAGUCUAUCUUUUAUAGUUUAUUCCACUUUUCUUCCACAAAGCUUACAGUGGCAUAUGUACGUGGUUCUUCCCUCCUCCUUUUUCUUACAAUAACCAUGCAAAGUAGGCUGCUGAAAGUAUCUGACCCAAGGUCACCCAGUGAACAUCACAGAUAAGUGGGGAUCUAAAGCUGGUGCUAGUGCAAUAUUCUUAUUACUACUCCACAGAGGUUUUAUAUGUGUAUGUUCUGGUGUACUCACUACCAGAUCUCUACAUUCUCAGAGGCUGUAGAAAUGGCUCUGCUGUCCAAAUCUUAUACUCAAUAUGUACCUCAAGAACCAUAACAGCUUUUCACAGUUUAGUCCUAGGACUGGUUCAAAGUGGGAUGCUCAAGACCAACUGUUUGAUACAUUCACAAAACUUUCCAGUGUAUAGUCUUGAUUUUAUUAGCUGCACAAAUCUUACCACGUGCCAUGUCAGGCCAAGAAUGUCAGUACUGGGCUGAAGUAUUGAUGCCUAAAAUAUUUUGAAAGGUUAUAUAUGUGUGUAUGAAUGGGCCUUUGAGAAGGAAAUAAAUCAAACUGGAGAGGUGGAAAAGAUAGCAGAGGAACAUAAUUAAAGUGAUCCUCUUGUUCCAAACCUAAAUCCAGAUCUUUAUUAGGCAUUAAGAAGAGUUUGGAUUUAUAUCCCCCCUUUCUCUCCUGCAGGAGACUCAAAGGGGCUUACAAUCUCCUUGCCCUUCCUCCCUCACAACAAACA
Messenger RNA from Sphaerodactylus townsendi, 2160 nucleotides. It is a transcript of the gene PHETA2, whose product is annotated as PH domain containing endocytic trafficking adaptor 2. Gene Ontology annotation, cellular component: recycling endosome; early endosome; trans-Golgi network. The record is from RefSeq and is a predicted model, not a curated record. Gene Ontology annotation, biological process: retrograde transport, endosome to Golgi; endosome organization; receptor recycling. The transcript is spliced from 3 exons. Bases 483 to 1274 code for a protein of 263 amino acids. Lineage: Eukaryota; Metazoa; Chordata; Lepidosauria; Squamata; Sphaerodactylidae.